AUGGCACCACCUGCCAUUAUCGCCCCUUCCAUUCUCAGCGCCAACUUCGCUGAUCUAGGCCAUGACUGCUCCAAGAAGAUGGAGCAAGGUGCCGACUGGCUUCACGUCGACAUUAUGGACGGCCAUUUCGUACCAAAUAUGACCAUCGGAUGUCCUGUCGUCUCCCAAAUUCGUGGCUGCGUCGACCGCCCCUCGGAACCCUGCGGUCGUGGAACUUUCGAUUGCCACAUGAUGAUUAUGGAGCCCCACAAAUGGGUUCACGAGUUCAAGAAGGCUGGUUGCGAUCUCUACUGCUUCCACUACGAGGCGGCUGUUUCCUCCGUCGCUGCUACCGACCCUACCGAUAAAGAGACUACUGCUCGCACCAGCCCUAAGCAAUUGAUUCGCUAUAUUCAUGAGGAGGGUAUGCAGGCUGGUAUUGCGAUUAAGCCGGAUACACCCGUUGAUGUAUUGUGGGACAUUAUUGAGAGCGAGGAUCCCGCGGAACGACCUGAUAUGGUCCUUGUCAUGACUGUACACCCCGGUUUCGGAGGGCAAAAGUUCAUGGCCUCGGAGCUUCCCAAGGUCGCCGCCCUGCGCAAACGGUUCCCCGAUCUUAAUAUCGAAGUUGAUGGAGGACUUGGUCUGGGCACCAUCGACCAGGCUGCUGAUGCAGGCGCCAAUGUGAUUGUUGCGGGUUCAGCAGUCUUCGGUGCCCAGGAUCCCGGCGACGUCAUUGCGAAGUUGCGCGAGGCGGUCGAGAAGCGUCGCGGAGCGGAGAAAUGA
Messenger RNA from Penicillium bovifimosum, 765 nucleotides. RefSeq names its product ribulose-phosphate 3-epimerase RPE1. Gene Ontology annotation, biological process: carbohydrate metabolic process; pentose-phosphate shunt; pentose-phosphate shunt, non-oxidative branch. Gene Ontology annotation, cellular component: cytosol. The transcript is spliced from 3 exons. Gene Ontology annotation, molecular function: metal ion binding; D-ribulose-phosphate 3-epimerase activity. NCBI's taxonomy places the organism in Eukaryota, Fungi, Ascomycota, Eurotiomycetes, Eurotiales, Aspergillaceae. The coding region runs from base 1 to 765 and encodes 254 amino acids. The record is from RefSeq and is a predicted model, not a curated record.